Messenger RNA from Saccostrea echinata, 984 nucleotides. Its product is annotated as L-threonine ammonia-lyase-like. NCBI's taxonomy places the organism in Eukaryota, Metazoa, Mollusca, Bivalvia, Ostreida, Ostreidae. Gene Ontology annotation, molecular function: L-serine ammonia-lyase activity; threonine deaminase activity. Gene Ontology annotation, biological process: L-serine catabolic process; L-threonine catabolic process. Bases 1 to 984 code for a protein of 327 amino acids. The record is from RefSeq and is a predicted model, not a curated record. The transcript has 3 exons.
AUGGAGAGCUUAACGCCCACGGAUAACAUUCCCUUACAGAAAAUAUUAGAGGCCAAAGAAAAAAUUAGGGGGUCAGUCAUACGAUCACCGCUCAUUCCUCUCAAUAAAAAUGUGCCUGGCAGAAAGAUAUACAUUAAACUGGAAAACUUACAACCUAUUGGAUCCUUCAAAAUCAGAGGUGCUGGAAACGCCCUAGCCAAUUUAUCUGAGGAUGAACUGAAGGACGGCGUUUAUACUGCAAGUGCUGGGAACUUUGCCCAAGGUCUUGCUUGGAAUGCCAGGGAAAGAGGAGUACCUUGUAACGUCAUAGUUCCCGAUCACGCACCUGUGACGAAAUUACAGGCAAUUGAACGACUUGGAGGAACUAUCUUAAAAGUGCCUUUUGACAAAUGGUGGGAAAUCAUCGAAACUCACCACUACAAGGGAGUAAAAGGGAAAUUCGUCCACCCUGUCUGCGAUCCUGCAGUCAUCGCAGGUAAUGGGACCAUAGGACUAGAAAUUGUGGAGGAUUUGCCGGAAGUCGACGUAGUCAUUUGUCCCUAUGGUGGAGGCGGUCUCAUAUCGGGGGUGGCAUCUGCCGUCAAAUCCCAAAGACCCAACGCACAAGUAUUUGCAUGCGAAGUUGACACAGCGUCCCCGCUGAAACUAUCAUUUGAUAUGGGGAAACCUUCAACUUGUGAUUACAAAGCUAGUUUUGUAGAUGGUAUGGGUGGUAAAUCGGUGCUAGAAGCAAUGUGGCCACUCGUAAGCCAUCUUGUGGAUGAUUCUUUGGUUGUGACACUACAGGAAGUUGCAAACGCUUUGAAGUUGCUUGUUGAAAUGAAUCAUGUUGUCGCAGAAGGUGCUGGUGCUGCAACUGUGGCCGCAGCACUGUCUGAAAAGUUCGCCGCCAGACUUCGUGGAAACAUAGUGUGCGUCAUAUCAGGCGGAAAUAUUGAUACCAAUAAAUUAAUGCAGGCAUUGGACGGCAACAUUCCACAAUAA